AUGCGAGCAUUCCUGCGUGGUUGGUCUUGUUUCCGACAGCGCAGUGCUUAUGUGCCCCCUUUGUCUUCUCCAUCAAGACGCAUCAUGGCCACGACUACAUCAGCUGGUUCAACGUCGGCUGCCCUCUUCUCCCUUGCCGUUAUUCUCUCUCCAGUUUCCCCGGAACCGGAGGAUGUCAAGGAGAAGAGCCAUCAUCUCAAAGACGGCUUCCAAAUUCCCUGGGAUUCAUGGAGAGCUCCGACAAUGGGUGACGCUUUCCGCAUGUGGGGACGCAUCCUCACGGGGAAGAUCAAAUGGCCGGAUGUCACGCCCCCCACAGUCCCGGUUCAAAAACCAACAUUUCUGUCUACUCGAGAAACGUCCAAUCUACGGGCGACAUGGCUAGGUCAUGCUUGUUACUAUGUCGAAUUUCCCGGGGGCCUCCGAGUUCUGUUCGACCCCGUUUUCGAAGAUCGUUGCUCCCCGGUGUCUUGGAUGGGCCCCAAGCGCUACACCGACCCGCCAUGCCACAUCGAAGAUAUUCCCACCAUUGAUGCAGUGGUGAUCUCCCACAACCAUUACGAUCACUUAUCUCACCCCACGGUCCAAGAAAUCGCCAAGCGCCAUCCGAAUUGCCAUUUCUUUGCCCCCCUGGGUAACAAAAAAUGGUUCAGCAGCAUUGGGAUUAGCAACGUGACGGAGCUGGACUGGUGGGAGGAGCGCGACAUUGUCCUUUCACCAUUGACCGGACCCGCCACAGAGGUCAAUGAAGCCGGAGAAGGCCACAGCUCAAGUCCAUCUAAUAUUACAGCACGAAUCGGCUGCUUGCCCUCGCAGCAUACAAGUAACAGGGGCGUGUUUGAUCGAGCAAAGACCUUGUGGGCUUCGUGGUCCAUUGAAUCGGGGGGUCAGAAAUUGUGGUUUGCUGGAGACACGGGCUAUAGAGCGGUGCCAGAGCUGCCUGCUGGAACCGAUGACCACGCCCCAGAGUACAACUUCCCCUCAUGCCCUGCAUUCAAACAGAUCGGUCAGUUCCGGGGACCCUUCGAUCUGGGGCUGAUCCCGAUCGGUGCCUACUCGCCCCGGUGGUUCAUGAGCACCAUGCAUGCAGAUCCUCAUGACGCAGUCCAAAUAUUCCAGGACACCAAGUGCAAACGAGCCAUGGCAAUCCACUGGGGUACCUGGGUGCUAACGGAUGAAGAAGUGCUUGAACCCCCCAAGAAGUUGAAAGAGGCUCUCAAUAAGCAUGGCAUCCCAGAGGUUGAGGUAUUUGACGUUUGCGACAUCGGUGAAAGCCGGGAAUUCUGA
Aspergillus sclerotioniger CBS 115572 is the source of this 1287-nucleotide messenger RNA. RefSeq names its product putative Zn-dependent hydrolase/oxidoreductase family protein. The coding region runs from base 1 to 1287 and encodes 428 amino acids. NCBI's taxonomy places the organism in Eukaryota, Fungi, Ascomycota, Eurotiomycetes, Eurotiales, Aspergillaceae. The transcript has 4 exons. The record is from RefSeq and is a predicted model, not a curated record. Gene Ontology annotation, cellular component: cytoplasm; membrane-bounded organelle. Gene Ontology annotation, biological process: N-acylphosphatidylethanolamine metabolic process; N-acylethanolamine metabolic process. Gene Ontology annotation, molecular function: N-acylphosphatidylethanolamine-specific phospholipase D activity.